Yamadazyma jaroonii is the source of this 1161-nucleotide messenger RNA. The record is from the annotation of a GenBank genome assembly. Lineage: Eukaryota; Fungi; Ascomycota; Pichiomycetes; Serinales; Debaryomycetaceae.
AUGAGUGAAGACAUUGUCCUUGUAAAGAAACAGAUUAAGGAAUGGGAGAGGAACUUCAUUAAGACACGAGGACAUCCUCCUAGUAAAAGCGAUGUCAAGGGGAAUCUCGAAAUAGAUCAACUUUAUCGGAGAUAUCGAAAAUUGAAAGCUCCAGUUAGUUCCCAAACUCAACCUAAGAAACAAACACCAAAGAAACCUAAAGUUAUAGAUAACAUAAAAGGAUUAUCUGACGAUGAUUCAGAGACUGAAGGUCCUCUGGUUACAAGAUUUUCUGAGUUUGGACCUACACCACAAGGAGCAGGGAAAGUCUUAUCGAUAUUUGAUAUGAAACUAACACCUCCGGAAUCAUCUCCUUUGAAACUAAAACUGAUGUCUUUGGUGGAAACUCCUAUGAAAGCAGAAUUUAAAACCCCAACUAAAGUAAAGGUCAUUGAUACCAAUGUUCUCCACUCGGGUUCCCGGUCGAAUAAAUCAUCAUUCAUGCAAAAAAUAUCUAAUAUAGCUAAUGAUAGUCCAGUCAAAUCAUUAUCUACACCUUCAAAAAGUCAAACUUUAUCUUUUGAAACUCCACAAUACCUUAAUAGAAAUAUCCAGAGAUUCGAGUUUGAUCGGAAAAGUCCUUUUGAAAAAGAGGAUUCUCCAUUUGAUCCCAAAUCAUCACCUGUAAGAACCCCCAAUUCAAAACCUUUAGUAGAUUUUCAAAUAUCCCCAUCUCCUUUGAUCAAAAGAACUAACAGAAGACUUCUAGAUGUAUUUCAAGCCCAUCAGAGUAUCAAUAUAAGUAAAGAAGAACAAGAGGAAUACGAAGACGAUGAAGAAAGCGAAGAAGAAGGUGAAGAAGUAUCAGCCCUGCCAUCUAAAAGAAGAAGAGCUAAAACUCAAAAGAGGACUACAAGAAGAUAUAAGAUGAAGCCAACACAAGUAACACAUCAUGAUAAACUUGCAGAUAAAGAUAUUCAUGUUGAAAUGGAAAAACUAGAAAAGAAAGAAGAAUUGAAGAUACAGAAAAUGAUAGAUGAUAACGUUGAAAGUGCCAGUGAGGAAAGUGAAGAGGAACAACAACCAACAAAGAAGGUCAGAAUGGUGGCACCAGUGCAUAAUAAUUAUAAGAGAAUGAAAAUUCAUUAUAAGAAGAAUAAGAAUUGGGGAAGAAGAAGGUAA